Molecule: messenger RNA, 816 nt
Organism: Theileria annulata
Lineage: Eukaryota; Apicomplexa; Aconoidasida; Piroplasmida; Theileriidae
Exons: 2
Coding region: 1-816 (271 amino acids)
Molecular function (GO): RNA binding
Source: RefSeq, a predicted model, not a curated record
AUGUAUCCCAUUCCACAGCCAAGAAGAUUUGUAAGUUACUUUAUUUUAAAGAUCAUUUUAGAUUCCAGUAAGAAUUGCGUAUAUUUCAUAUUAAAAGGACUAUCACCAGAAUCCAUAACAACCGCCAUCGAAUACGAUGUUUGGGGGACAAGAUCGUCAGUUCAAAGAACACUAACGAAAUACUAUGAUGAUGGGUAUAAAGUUAUUCUGAUUUUCCCGUUGUUCGCAACCAACACACUGGCGGGAUACGCAUUGAUGAAGUCGAGACCAGGCGAAUACUCAAAGUCAAGAAGUAAAUUUUCUAGCGUUAAAUUUGACGGACCACUCUUUGACAUUUCCUGGGUAAGGUGCCUGGACCUUAAUCCACCAGAAUAUGCUCACAUCUCAAAGUAUUUCACAAAAGCGCCAGUUGUUAAUACUAAAGAUGGACAUGAACUUGAUAAAAACACAGGAUAUGACCUGUGCAAAAUAUUUGAAAAAAAGUUUCAACGAAUGUUGGACACCUUUAAGGGAUUACCCAAACCGCCAAUCCUGCCAGUUACAGUGAAAACAAACUCUGAAGUCUCACCCAAAUUCAUUAACUCAAAGAACCAAAUUGAAUUAUUUCCAACGGUUCAAAAGAGUUUGAAGCUCAAGGGCGCUAACAUCUACUCACUUGACAUGGCUUCUGAGUUUAAUCCCUCACUCCUAAUAUUUCCAAUUGAUCUCUCUAACAUGUCAUAUGAUACAUAUAUAUCCAUAUAUAACACAUCACAUAAAUACUGGAUAGAAAUUCCAGAAGAUUUUGAUAUUUCCUCCCUUACCAACCCUAGCUGA